Messenger RNA from Bursaphelenchus xylophilus (pine wood nematode), 2656 nucleotides. NCBI's taxonomy places the organism in Eukaryota, Metazoa, Nematoda, Chromadorea, Rhabditida, Aphelenchoididae. The record is from the annotation of a GenBank genome assembly.
AUGAUGCUCUAUGGGCUUUCGGCGGUAUCUGGACCAGCUAUUAUAGCAGGUGAGCAUUGAAGUUUCCAACCUUUAUGGUAAAAACAAAAGUUUUUGCCAACUCAAAUCGGGCCAUAAAAAUGGCCCACAACAGUUCACGCUGGCUAAGCGGUCGCGGAAUGUCGCUGACAGCAGCCAAGGGCAGGAAUAGGCCGCAAAUUUCGUUACGGAGGACUUUAAAGAUACCUUAACAACAGGAAAUUUCGUAAUGGAAUCGCAAAGUUGAUUUGAGUUUUCACACUUAGCGGUGUUAUUGUCAAAAUCAACGACCCUUGGAGAAAAAAGCAAUGCCCCGGUAUCAAGCGGCCAUGAGAGCACUCCAGCCAUUGCCGGAAGAACUGGCGAUGCACCAGAGAGCCACAACUUUCAUUGGCUUGGUUUUACAAUUACGCGUAACACAACAACUAUGCAAUCUACGUAACAAUCAAGAUCACUAUUGCCUACACGGCCCUAUAAUUUGUCUUCUAGCGAGUUACGAUGGCACUGACUAGAGGCCGAUACGGCCUCAAUAAUAGAACUGGCUUGAGGGCUUGUUAUCAAGAGCUGUCUCUCUGGGAAGUCUGAUUAAAAGCGGGGAACUGGCCAGAGCACAUCUGUUUAUUCUGGCCGCAAAACGCAAACGAUGCUGGAAGCUCACCCGUAAUCUUCAAAAAAUUAACUCACAAGGGAAUGGACUUUAUGUGUAAAUCGAUUUUGGCUUGUGACAUAGUCAGAUCGAAAGGUGUGUGGUAGUCGAUUAUUCACUUGGGGGGAAAUCUCUGCGCGGGGCUUCAAAGCCGAGAAAAUCGGCUUCAAAGUUUGGACGAAAAUCAAAGGAAAGAGAUAGGGAUCCCGGAAAAGAAGCGGUAAAAAGUGUGAAGCAGUGGCCGAGUGGUCAGUGCGCUCGCUUUUUGCGCAAAAGGUCGCAAGUUCGAAUCUGCUUCCAUUCAUAACUUUUUUAGACAAAAACUUAUAUUAAUUUUUUUCCACUGAACUCGAUUAUCGAGUCAAGAAGUAUAUUUUAAACGGAACUUUUCCAUUUUCAACGGCUUCGCACCUUCCUUUUACAGUUUUAGAGCGCAGGGCACACCAUCAACCUGAUGUAUUCAAAAACAACUUUCUAUUAUGUUAACUUUUUUAUCUAUACCCCUUUUUUAAAUGUAUAGCCGGAUUAGCACAAAGAAAGCAAAAGUAAAAACGAUAAAUGAUGAUUUGAGCUUGGAAAGAUUCGAACCUGCAACCUUUUGCGCAAAAGGCGAGCGCACUGACCACUCGGCCACUGCUUCACACUUUUUAUCGCUCCUUUUCCGGGAUCCCUAUCCUUUGAUUUUCGUCCAAACUUUGAAGCCGAUUUUCUCGGCUUUGAAGCCCCGCGCAGAGAUUUCCCCCCCAAGUGAAUAAUCGACUACCACACACCUUUCGAUCUGACUAGGUCCCAAGCCAAAAUCGAUUUACACAUAAAGUCCAUUCCCUUGUCAGACAACGAAAGCAGUGUGAAGAAAAACUGUAUUUUUUGCUUUUUUUGUUACAAAAAAACCGUGAUUUUUCAAAGUGGACCUGACGAAGUGAGAAAUUCCGAAGAUUCGAAGCUACCGGGUAAAAAUUUCAAAGUAACCAUUAAACAAAAGCGCGUAAAGAACAGUUUUUUUGCAUGCUUGCUGACAAAGAAAUAUCGCGGACAAAUAAGGCUGGUACAGGUUGAUUGGCAAGCUGUUACUCCAGGUAUAACGCAUCGUAUAAUAUUAUAAUUAUUUGGUGAUCUUCUGCUGUUGAAAGGAAUGGCGUGGGCGUAAUAUUUGGUCCCAAAGACGGUAGUAGAUCCGAAGAGGGACCAAAAAUACUGAUUUCUUGUUGCAGUGGCCGGCCUUGUGGAUGAAGCGGACGCUGGAGCCCUUGGGGAAUACACCUCCGCAGUUACGUGCGAACCCUGCACUUUACGUAAGGGUUGUGGUCGUAUCUUACUGUCUAAGAUCAGCGACUAACAGUAGCACUGACCGUAAGGUCUGUUAAUUUGAAAUGGCCAGAGUUUUCGGCUUGAUUGAGCUUUGAGCUCAUUUAAGACCUAUAUUGUAAUAUUAAAUAUUAAAUGAUUACGAUGACGGACAGACCGUAACAAUCGGAUGAAACACCAUAAAAAAGCCCAGCUCUUUUACUGACUGUAGGGAGAUGUCCCCGACGGCACGAAGAGGUCCUACCGCUGUCUCUCUUCAAAGCAACCUACCCAAGCUGCUACAUCUACAAACAAAGAAGUGGUGAAAUAUAUCGUCAAAAAAUUGACGUAAGUUAUACGAUUCUGUUCCAGUCAUCGUUGUCUUCAUGUGCCCACGAUCUGGGCAGAAGACUCCGGAAGAAGUAUGGCCUGUAUAACAGCACAAAAGAGAAGGGGGAGUACGGUCGAAUCGGUGUAUUCCGAUCGCUGACACACAAGGCUCAGGAAAGAUUGGCCGGUCUGAGUGGGGUGUUAACUCGUAACUAUACGACACACGGCCAUUCAUGCGACUUUGGUCGUCCUGUAGACAUUUAUGAGAAUCGCCUAACUUUCCUAUCCCUUCAAUCAUUGUCCUUUCGUCGUCUCAUAUAUGAUAGAAAGCUCUUCUUUUUCGUUGUAAAUGACUUCAACGACUUGUCUCUCGGUUGA